ACACACAUACUGAUUAGUACACGAUUCCGGAAACGCGCUCAGUCCAUGCUCAACCACACCGUGUCUAAGGAAGCAUUAAUAAGCUCGGCUACGUUAGGAGUCGUGUUUAUUACCGCUUAUUACAUCCGUAAACACCGGAGCGUACGGUUCAGUAUGAGUAACUUUAAGAGCCACGUGGCGGGGAAGGACGACCCUGUGAUGCAGUACGUCCUCAACCACUCUCUGAGAGAACACCCGGCUCUGAAGAAGCUCCGCCUCAAAACCAUGGAGCACAGGGGGAACCCUAUGAUGGUGGCGUGUGAACAAUCUCAGUUCAUGGCAAACCUGGCAAGACUCAUCAAAGCCAAGAAGGCCAUCGAGAUCGGUGUGUAUACGGGCUAUAACACUCUGAGCAUCGCGCUGGCGUUACCUGACGACGGUAAGGUGGUGGCGUGUGACGUGAGCGAAGAAUACGCCGACAUUGGCAAACCCUUCUGGAAAGAGGCCGGAGUUGAACACAGAAUAGACCUGCGCGUGCAGCCGGCGCUCAAAACCCUGGAUGAUCUACUGGCUGCAGGGGAGGCCGAGACGUUCGACUUCGUGUUUAUCGAUGCUGAUAAGCAGAAUUACGACAAUUAUUACGAGAAAUCUCUGCAGCUGGUGAGGAAAGGAGGAAUCAUCGCCAUCGACAACGUGCUGUGGAGUGGGAGGGUGUUGAGUCCUGCAGAAGAUGACGUGGACACGCAGAGCAUCGCCACACUGAAUAAGAAGCUGCACAGAGACGUGCGAGUAAACCUGAGCAUGCUGACGGUGGGGGACGGCCUCUCGCUCGCGUUUAAACUAUAACACGCUAACCUGCGCGAGUCCUGCUCCGGCACACCUGACGCGACGUCAUCAGCAAAGCAGCACACCUUGUACACCUUAUACACUGCCCCGACCGUCAGUCACGCCCCGCCCCCAUGCCCCGCAAGUUAGUUACGCACCCCGACCAUCAGUUAUGCACCAUGCCACGCCCCACCCAUCAGUUACGCACUGUGCCACACCCUGAAUGUCAGUUACGCCCCAUGCCACACCACCAAAUCAGUUACACGUUGAUGUUUUUUUCAGGUGUGUUAGAGCGGGAAACCUCGAGCGAGUGAGAAACGUCAGCGUGUCCAGUAAAGUGCCCUUCAAUCCACUUUACUUCACUCCUGUGCUGUCCUAGCACUCUGUGAUCAACGUGCUAAACCGCUGUGCCUCUUAUUUCCAUCAGACGUGUUUAACGAUAUAAAGAUUAGGAAAUGGCCCCAUCGUUAAAGAAGGAAUCCUGGCACUGUGGUAUCUCAGAGCGAGUAUCUCCUCUUAAAGGAACCGCCCGGAUAAAAACCUGCAGCUACACCGCUAACACGUUUACGGCGCAGAGCUAGCAGGUAAGCGUUGUGUAAAUCACACCUAAACCUAUAGACAGAUCUAUCCGGUGUACAUGUUGUUGUUGUACGCGUAACUACAUUAAACCAUUUUUAAAUCA
Ictalurus furcatus (blue catfish) is the source of this 1486-nucleotide messenger RNA. Its product is annotated as catechol O-methyltransferase domain-containing protein 1. The transcript is spliced from 7 exons. Gene Ontology annotation, molecular function: S-adenosylmethionine-dependent methyltransferase activity; O-methyltransferase activity. The record is from RefSeq and is a predicted model, not a curated record. Bases 46 to 825 code for a protein of 259 amino acids. Lineage: Eukaryota; Metazoa; Chordata; Actinopteri; Siluriformes; Ictaluridae.